AGUCCUAAACCUCAAAUUUUAUAACUUUACUCAAGCUCCUACUACAAUAGGGUAAAAUAACACAAAAUUCAUUACUACUAUUUUGGUGGCUAGCUAACAUAGAUGAACUUUGUUCAAUGGCCACCAAACAAUUAGCUUAUGAUCAAUCAUUCAACAAUUCUAGAGAUUCAUAUGAUGUGUUUUUGAGUUUCAAAAGUGAAGACACUGGUAAAAAUUUCAGUGAUCACCUCUCCACAGCUUUAAAACAAGCCGGAUUUCGCACGUUCAAAGGUGGUGAUGAUGAAGCCAGAGGUGAAGAAGAUAUUAAUUCAGAGUUUCCUAAAGCAAUACAAGAAUCAAAGAUGUCUAGCAUUGUAUUCUCACAAAAUUAUGCAUGAAAAGGAGGCUCGACCUACAGAGAGAGUGGUGGGCAGGGAUUGUCUAUAGUGACACUGUUGUAGACCAAUUGAAAGGGAUGUAGCGCAGUUUAGUAGCGCCAUUGUUUUGGGUAAAAAACGUCACGGGUUUAAAUCCUGUCAUCCCUACCUAUUCUUCUCUUCUGGGCAGUAACGAUCAACUUGUUGCAAUUCUUGAACAUAAAAUGAAGUUUGCAUGUACAAUAUUACCUAUAUUCUUCCAUGUUGAUCCUUCCAAUCUAAGGAAGCACAAGGGAAGUUUUGGAGAAGCAUUAGAUAAACAUGAAGAAAAAUUCAAGUGUGAAAUACAUGAAAAUAAUGAAAAAGAAUGGGAGGCCAAGUUAGAGAAAUGGAAGGAUGCACUUAGCCAAGCUGCUGAUUUGGCAGGAAUAGUCCUUCAAAAUCGGCAUGAGUCCACUUUCAUCAAGAAGAUUAUUAAUGUUAUCAGCACAAGACUAAGUCAUCCAGCCUUAUAUUUCUUCUUGUACAACCGGAAUACAUCGUCGAGCCAGACCCAUAAAUUCCUGGGUUCAAGAUGGAUCUAAUAAUAAUAUUGGAAUAC
Messenger RNA from Lycium ferocissimum, 957 nucleotides. RefSeq names its product disease resistance protein RPV1-like. Gene Ontology annotation, biological process: signal transduction. Bases 581 to 940 code for a protein of 119 amino acids. Lineage: Eukaryota; Viridiplantae; Streptophyta; Magnoliopsida; Solanales; Solanaceae. The transcript has 2 exons. The record is from RefSeq and is a predicted model, not a curated record.